GAGAUUUAAUUUAGUUGAUUUUCUGUGGUUGUUGGUUGUUCGCUAGUCUCACGGUGAUGGAAGCUGCACAUUUUUUCGAAGGGACGGAGAAACUGCUGGAGGUCUGGUUUUCCAGACAGCAGUCCGACGCAAGCCAGGGAUCUGGGGAUCUUCGUACCAUCCCAAGAUCUGAGUGGGAUGUCCUUUUGAAGGAUGUGCAGUGCUCAAUCAUAAGUGUGACAAAGACUGACAAGCAGGAAGCUUAUGUACUCAGUGAGAGUAGCAUGUUUGUCUCCAAGAGACGUUUCAUUUUGAAGACAUGUGGUACCACCCUCUUACUGAAAGCACUGGUUCCCCUGUUGAAGCUUGCUAGGGAUUACAGUGGGUUUGACUCAAUUCAAAGCUUCUUUUAUUCUCGUAAGAAUUUCAUGAAGCCUUCUCACCAAGGGUACCCACACCGGAAUUUCCAGGAAGAAAUCGAGUUUCUUAAUGCAAUUUUCCCAAAUGGAGCAGCAUAUUGUAUGGGACGCAUGAAUUCUGACUGCUGGUAUGUAGCGCGACUAAAUACCCUAAAUUCCCGAAGCUCGGAGCGUGUCGAGUCUCCACGUGGGACCCACUUAAUGAAGCCUGGCGUCGCCAUCUUGCUUUCUGGCCGGAAGCAGGACGCCGCUGCCCGUAUCAAAAAUGGCGUCCGCAGGGGGCGUGGCCAGUGA
This is a messenger RNA of Mus caroli (Ryukyu mouse), 692 nucleotides long. The record is from RefSeq and is a predicted model, not a curated record. Lineage: Eukaryota; Metazoa; Chordata; Mammalia; Rodentia; Muridae.